UAUCGAGCACUAAAAAACAUAUGUAUAAUUUUUAGAAUAUCCUAUUAAAAAUAAUUCAGCAUGCCGCCUAAAAAAGAUACAAAAGGUGGAAAGGAUGCGAAAGGUGGCGGUGGCAAAAAGCCGGCAGCCGAAGACAAAGGAGCCGGUAAGGAAAAGAAAGGUGGCAAUGCGGUUAAGGUGCGACACAUACUCUGUGAGAAGCAGAGCAAGAUUAUGGAAGCUAUGGAGAAAUUGAAGGCUGGACAAAAGUUUCCUGAGGUGGCGACAGCCUACAGUGAAGACAAGGCACGACAGGGUGGCGAUUUGGGUUGGCAAAUACGUGGCGCGAUGGUUGGACCCUUCCAGGACGCAGCCUUUGCACUGCCUAUCUCUACUGUCAACAAUCCCGUUUACACAGAUCCACCGAUUAAAACGAAAUUUGGUUAUCACAUAAUAAUGGUUGAAGGCAAGAAAUAAAUGCAGGCUUUAUAAAUCAAA
Messenger RNA from Drosophila busckii, 477 nucleotides. RefSeq names its product peptidyl-prolyl cis-trans isomerase NIMA-interacting 4. The record is from RefSeq and is a predicted model, not a curated record. Gene Ontology annotation, biological process: rRNA processing. Lineage: Eukaryota; Metazoa; Arthropoda; Insecta; Diptera; Drosophilidae. Gene Ontology annotation, molecular function: peptidyl-prolyl cis-trans isomerase activity; DNA binding. Bases 61 to 456 code for a protein of 131 amino acids. The transcript is spliced from 2 exons.